Lutra lutra (Eurasian river otter) is the source of this 2275-nucleotide messenger RNA. RefSeq names its product bone marrow stromal cell antigen 2 (gene BST2). Gene Ontology annotation, molecular function: metalloendopeptidase inhibitor activity. The record is from RefSeq and is a predicted model, not a curated record. The transcript is spliced from 5 exons. Gene Ontology annotation, cellular component: Golgi apparatus; cell surface. Lineage: Eukaryota; Metazoa; Chordata; Mammalia; Carnivora; Mustelidae. Bases 151 to 711 code for a protein of 186 amino acids. Gene Ontology annotation, biological process: defense response to virus; innate immune response.
CCCCAUUCAAACCUCUAGGUCGGAGGAUUGUCUCGGAACGUGUCAUUGGUCGGGAUGGCCCCUAUGUUAAUAAGGGGGUAGCCCCAGCCAGUAGAAGGUGCCAACGUCCUACUUCCUGCCCAAACUCCCUACAUCCAGGGGCAGAUCUAGAUGGCACCAACUUUUUACCAUCAUUGGCCUGAGCCCGUGACUGAAAAAUCAGGGUCAAUGGUGCCCAACAGUCAGCGGCGGGGGUGGAAGUGGCUGAGCAUUGUCCUGACCUUGCUGGUGCUGGCUCUGUUGGUGGCCCUGAUCAUCUUUGCUGUCCAAGCCAACAGCAAAGCCUGCAAGGAGGGCCUUUUAGCAGAGCAGGAGUGUCGCAAUGUCACCCGCCUCUUGGAACUCCAGCGAGCCCAAACCCGGCAACACUUACUGGGGGCGAUGGAGGAGGCUGCCACCUGCAACCAGACCGUGGUGAACCUUUCUGCUUCCCUGGAAAUGGAGAAGGCCCAGAGUCUGGAGCAGCUCACCAGAAGAGAGGAGCUUCAGAGAGAAGUUGAGAAAUUGAAGGAGAAGCUGCAGGGCGCUUUCGAGGAGGUGGAACGACUAAGAAAAGAGAAGGAGGCCUGGAGCAAGGAAGGGGAAACCAGCUUCAGCAGCUCCUCGAAAUCACUCGGCCCCUUGAUGGUCCCCAUGUGCCUGUUCCUGGGCCUCACUGUUCUGCUGGCCUGAGGCCUGCUGGUCAUGGUGCCCCCUCAUUCUCAGAAAAUAGACCACCUCGGGAUGCCUGUGUGGCUCAGUCGGUGAGGCGAAGCAUCAGCCUUCAGCUCAGGUCGUGAUCGUGGGGUCCUGGAAUCGAGCCCCCCCCACCAGGCUCUUGCUCAGCAGGAAGCCUGCUUCUCCCUCUCCCUCUCCCUGCUGCUCCCCCUUCUUGUGCUUUCUCCCCCUGAUAAGUAAGUAAAUAAAACCUUUAAAAAAGAAUAAAAAAACAGACCACCACCACGAAGCAUGUUCUUUUCUAACGACAAAGCACAUACUUUUUUAGUGGGAACCCACAUCCCGGUUGAGCCCCAGAAAGAGCCCCACCCCGCAGUAACUUGUGACUUCCUGCUUUAUGGGGCCAAGCAAACAUCGACAUCCCCCUCCCCACUCACCCUCCCCCACAGGCUCAGCUGCAACCCUCUCACACCCUUAAAAGCCUUUAAAAGGCCCAGCCUUACAGAAUCUCACCAGACAGACAUCUCUCUUGAUGUCUGGCCCCUCUCCUCCCUUGGAGAGUGAGUAAUUUGGGGUUCUAAUCUCUGCGUAAUUCUUUGCCGCCCAGCCCACCGGCCACCUUAACAUCGUUUUAAAGCUUUCUUCGAACUUGGUCAUCCUGGGCUUCCCACUAUUUGCCCUAUAUUCCUCUCCCCAAAGACCCCUCCCCCUCUCCCUCUCCCGGGUUCUCCCCACUCAGACUUCAGCUCUGCUGACCGGCCUUUGCCUUUCCACCCACCUUUCCACCCACCCGCAGGUGAUCCUCCCUUGGUUCCUCCCCAACUCCCUCUCCUUCCCCUCAAGACCCUUUGUCACCCCAUCCCCUUCAGCGCUUGCCUCCAGGUCUGGAUCCUUCUGCCCACACGUGUUCCGGCCGCCCUUCCCAACCUCCCCGCCCCCCAAUUCCCUCUUGGCAAAGUGGCUGGAGCAGAGGGCAUGGUUCAGGUCUACCUUCCCUUCUGCUCACCAGAUCUUUCCCUUACAAGAUGUAAGCUUAGCUCUUUUUCAACGCAUCCUGCCAGGUUCACUAAGGAAUCUGAGUAAUUCACCCUCUCCUCUGGAUGUAUCGUGGAGGGACCUAUAUGGUUAGGAAUAGAAUAGGGAGACCACCCAGAGAUCAGAUAAAAAUCCUGCUCUUGUCCUCUUGUCCUCACUGAGGCUCUUCAAAAACUCACCAACCUUGAUCCUAACUCUCAUGCAGGAAAACUGAACCUAGCUAUGCAUUUCAUCUCCCAGUUGGACCCACAUAUUAGAAAAGCAAAACUAGAUAAAGCCCACAAACCCCUCAAUCCAACGUACUAGACCCAGCCUUCAAGGUUUUUAACAGCAGAGAGGAGGAAAUCAAAGAGGAAAUGAGAAAGGGACAUAAAAAAAAAAAAAAAACGAUCUCAGGUUUAUCAACUCCUGCCUACUGCCCUUACCGGAGCUAUUCUAGAAAAGUCUCACUCUGCUGGCUUGACCCAAACAUUCAACAAGUCCCCUCCAGGAGCUUGUUACACUUGCAGUAAGCCUGGCCACUGGUCCAAACCAUGUCCCAAUU